Ruditapes philippinarum (Manila clam) is the source of this 482-nucleotide messenger RNA. Its product is annotated as EMILIN-2-like. The annotation marks the transcript as partial. The record is from RefSeq and is a predicted model, not a curated record. NCBI's taxonomy places the organism in Eukaryota, Metazoa, Mollusca, Bivalvia, Venerida, Veneridae. Gene Ontology annotation, molecular function: protein binding. The transcript has 2 exons.
AGAGCUUGGCACUUAAUGUAGAAAAUAUUAAGAAAGAUCUUGAGAAGAGUACUUCCGGUUUAGAUGACUUAAAGACAGUUACAGAGACUGUAGCAUUUAAUGUAAUGGAUGCAGUGAGCUACACGGGUACUAAACCAAUUAUAUUUUCAAAUAUUUUAUUGAACGACGGCAAUGCCUACAACAAUGUUACGGGAAUUUUCACAGCACCAACUACCGGGAUUUAUCAGUUUAAUGCACACGUUUGUGGCUUGAAAAGCGCAGAAGACAUUGAAUACUACAUAAAGGUUGGCAGUAAUGUGAUUGUUACCGGGGAGUUUGAAGUGCCAGAGAGAGCUACAGAUACAAAAUGUACGUCAUUUAGCGCAGUUGCCUUGGCUCGAAAAGGUGAUCAUGUUCUAGUUGGUGGAAGUGAAUUCUCUAAAUUAGAUUAUGAAGAAAACGACUUAUCUUCUUUCUCAGGUGUACUGAUACGGGCAGUAUAG